GGGGGCGGGAACGCAGCGAGUGGGUAGCAACAGUUGCCCGGGUGAGGACGAAGCGCCAUAGCCACGGUAGUCGUGGUGACAAGAACCCAGCAACGGGAAUCAACAACAACAACAAACCGAUUCAUUGACAAAAAGCGUAUUAAAUCCAAAGUGCCGCUGGAAAAGUCACUCGGAAUAAGAGUCCAAUGGCAACCCCAGCGUAUGUGAGGGAGUUACAGCAGACCUCCCAGCCUCAGGGAGGCGGUGUGACUCCCACAUCAGGCCAGGCUGCCACCGUGACGGCAGCUUCCCAACAAUACCUGGCUGAACUUCAGACUACAGGGGCCACACCUUCAGCGGACCCGCCCACUGGCCAGACCACACCCCCUCCAUCACAAGCACAGAAGAGCCAGGCAAUCGCCCUGGCACCGCCCGCACAAGCCCCGCCCAAUCAGACUCAAUAUGUCACAGCUGAGAUUCAGAGCUCACCUACGCAGUCCAGCAGUCAGAAUACACCACAAUACAUCGUUGUCACAGUUACAGAGGGUUCUCUUCAUUCCAGUGACUCUGUGUCAGAUUCUAGUCCUCCUGCUGCUGUAAUCCAGACUGGAGUUCCUACACAGGUGGUGCAGCAGGUGCAGACCUCCCAACAGAGGUCAGUAGUUCAAGCCACAUCUCAGACAAUGAAAACAGAGCCGGGCACCCAGCUGAAUGUCACCAGCCUACAAUCGGUGCACCUGACACAGGAGGUACAGCAGCAGCUCCAACAGGUGCCAGUCCAGCAUGUGUAUACUAACCAGGUGCAGUAUGUGGAAGGAGGAGAUGCUAACUACACCACCAGCACCAUUCGUUCCAGCAGUUUCCCGUACACAGAGACCCCUCUGUACACCCAGACCUCUGCUGGACAGUACUAUGAGACCACCCCUGCCUCUGGUUCUGAGGCUGCGUCCCCCGGCACCCCUCUAACUGUCUCCGUGACCACAGGAACCCCCGGGGUGUCCAUGUUUGUGGCGGGGACGGGGCAGAUUGUGGCCAAUCCCACGACGGCGGCAGUCACAGCUGUAGUGGCAGCCACUGGGACGGCGUCGAACGGUUCCGGAGAUUCCGGAGGCGAGGCUAACGGAAGCAGCGGGAGCUAUGUGAUUCAGGGCGGCUACAUGCUGGCUGGCAGCGGGACCGGCAGCAGCGGAAACGGUCAUGGUUAUCCGCACCCCACUCGUGCCUCUCCAGCCACCGUGAGUAUAAAUGAAGGCGAGGACAAUAGCGUGCCGUCGGCAGACAAAAAGCUGUCCUCUGGCCCUCAGGUGCAGUGGUUGUUGGAUAAUUAUGAGACAGCGGAAGGGGUGAGUUUGCCCCGGUCUACUCUCUACUGCCACUACCUGCUGCACUGUCAGGAGCAAAAGCUGGAACCCGUCAACGCGGCAUCCUUCGGAAAACUCAUCCGCUCGGUGUUCAUGGGUUUGAGGACCAGACGCCUGGGCACACGAGGGAAUUCCAAAUAUCACUACUAUGGACUGCGGAUCAAAGCGAGCUCAUCUCUGCUCCGUCUGAUGGAGGACCAGCAACACCUGGCCAUGAGGCAGCAGCCCUUCUCCCAGAAACAGAGGUGGAUACAUGUGCUCUCUUUCAUAUCUUGCUAUCAGUCUCUCAGGUUCCUGUGUUUCUCAGUCUGGUUCUGUCUCCCUGAGCUGAAGCCGGUACAGAAGGUGGAGGGAAUCACUAACGGAAUGUCGUCAGGAUCUGGACAGCAACAGCAGCAGCAGCAGCAGCAGAGCUCGGGUCUGUCGGACAUCAGCACCCAGGUCCAGCAGUACCAGCAGUUUCUAGAUGCGUCCCGAGCUCUCCCGGAAUUCCCUGAUGUUGACCUGCAGGGUAGAGCUUUACCAGAGGGCAUUGAGCUGGAACAUCUUAAAAACUUUCAGUUGCUCUACAGGGAACACUGCGAAGCCAUUCUGGAUGUGAUGGUCAACCUUCAGUUCCCUUUGGUGGAGACUCUUUGGAAAACGUUUUGGAGGUUCAGUGAAAGUCAGACAGGAGACUCAGCAACACUAGCUGUGCAUGACGAGUCUGAGAAGAGGCUGCCCAAGUCAUGUUUGGUGCUGCUCUGUAAAUAUGAUCCAGUGCUUCGCUGGAGUCGUGACUGCGACAACACACUGUACCAGGGCCUGGUGGAGAUGCUCAUCCCAGACGUUCUGAGACCUAUUCCCAGUGCCUUAACACAAGCCAUCCGAAACUUUGCGAAAAGUCUUGAGAGCUGGCUGACUAAUGCCAUGAUGAACAUUCCUGAAGAGAUGGUUCGUGUGAAGGUGACGUCUGCAAGUGCGUUUGCUCAGACCCUGCGCAGGUACACCUCUCUAAACCACCUGGCCCAAGCAGCUCGUGCCGUACUGCAAAACACGGCACAGAUCAACCAGAUGCUCAGCGACCUCAACAGAGUGGAUUUUGCCAAUGUGCAGGAACAGGCAUCCUGGGUGUGCCGGUGUGAGGAUCGGGUGGUGCAGCGGCUGGAGCAGGACUUCAAACUCACCCUCCAGCAGCAGAACUCUCUGGAGCAGUGGGCAGCCUGGCUGGAUGGUGUGGUCUCGCAGGUCUUAAAGCCGUACCAAUCUAGCUCUGCCUUUCCAAAAGCAGCUAAACUCUUCCUGCUGAAAUGGAGUUUUUACAGCUCUAUGGUGAUCAGAGACCUGACCCUCCGCAGUGCCGCAAGCUUCGGCUCAUUUCACCUAAUCCGCCUGCUUUAUGAUGAGUACAUGUACUAUUUGAUAGAGCACAGAGUUGCACAAGCCAAGGGUGAAACUCCGAUUGCUGUCAUGGGAGAGUUUGCAAGUCUUGGUCGAAGUUUGAACCCACUUGAUCCUGAUAAAGAAGAGGAAGAGGAGGAGGAAGAAGACAGCGACGAUGAGUGUCAGGAGUUGUCCCUGCAGUCUGAUGGGGGCGCUAUCGGGGACGAAUCUCUAGAACCGCCCGCUAAGCUGGCUCGAACUGACCAGAGGGUGCUGUUCACCACAGGAAGCAUGGAUAACUAAGAACUUGAAUACACACAUGCACCUACAAGCACACACUCCACAUAACACUCACCCAUCAUUCCUGCACUUAAACCAACACAUGCAUCUAAAAGACAGUAAUGCUGCAGCUGCAUAUUUACACAACAUUUCAGAUGUUCGUAUGUACAUUUCCAAGCCUGUCGACGUCUCAAAUGCACAUAUACACAAGCGUUCACUUAAAUACAGAGACACAGAUGGCGCCGACCUCGCCCUCACACACUCAUUACAUGAACACAAUCACCGAUCAUAUCAAGAUCUUAGACAGGGUGAAGAGGUCACUAAAAAUAGCUCUCGAGUCUCGAAUCUAAACCUGAUUCUGUCUCUUUUAGCUGAUUCUGUCUCUAAGACACAAGAACACAAACGAAACCUGCUGCAACUGGAUCCUAAGAGUCGUUCGCGAUGGACUGAACUCUGAUUGGCUACUGAAACCUGAAUGAAACUGUCAGUCAAGCUUUUUUUAACCUGAAAUGGUUGUUAGGGAGAAAAGAUGGACUGUAAGUGUGCGUGUUGUGUGUUGAUGUAUACUUUCUGCCUAUCCGUGUGUUGUUCGUGUGAUUGUGAGUGACCCGGGACCUUAGCGUUUUUAUCGGCUAGCGCCAACGCGUGUGUUUUUGUGCAUGUGCGAACGACCGUCCGUGGUUCUCAAGAAGUGUUGAUAGUUGUUUUCGUCAGUGGUACCUUUUUAAGUUCUUGAUGCCUUCAGUGACUGCCAUGUCAUUAAAUGUUUUAAGCAUAUUACAGCCCUGCUCUUUAAAAACUCAAUUUCCCAUGAGUCUACUGGGUGUAUGUGAAUCAGCUGGGGUGUGUAUUUUUGCUAUUUUUUUUUUUUAUUUAUUUAUUUUUUAUUUUAGGGCUAGUCUAUACAUACCUCUGCAUAUGACAGCAGUUUGCCAGAAAUGAGAGGAGAGGGUUCCCCCCAGUUUGGUUUUCCUCUCACUUCUUAUUUUUUAAGUUUUUUUUUUUUUUUUUUUUCUUUUGUUGCACUUUUCCUCUUGCCAAACGUCGUCCUGAGCUUGGCAUAAGACAUUAAAUGUUUCUGUCCAUGCAUACUUUUUUCUAUGGUCACAAAGUGGCAAUCUCGAUGUGUACAGCGUUGUCUAACACUGUUUAGUGCUUAUUUGAUGGUUUGCUGUGUGUUUGAGAUUUGGGUUAAGAUAUUUUACUGGAACCCUUCAAACAAACUUGACACCACUGCCCAUAGUAGCUAGGAAAUGUCAGAGUAGAGAGCGAAACAUCUUUCGGCCAUUUCGUUCUCAAGACUCAUUGGUUUAAUUCUGUUCUUGUGUUGUGGCAUAUUUAAUGAUCAAUUUGAGAGAGCUACAGCACAUUAAAACUCUAUAUCCCAUAUCAUUCAACAUAUGUAAACUACGAUUAUUUCUGCUGUAGAUGCUGACUGAUCUCAAACCAGCAUGAUGCUUUUCUUUUCCUCUGAUUCUCUUGACAGAACCACACGAAACAUAUCAGAAGAUCUGGAGAUCCUCUCUGUAUGACAGCCAUUUUCAUAACAAAAUGAAUUUCCCUUUUCACUUUUUUGAAGUUGUUUCCAUUUCUUGCUCAAAAA
Messenger RNA from Cyprinus carpio (common carp), 4584 nucleotides. Its product is annotated as MHC class II regulatory factor RFX1-like. Lineage: Eukaryota; Metazoa; Chordata; Actinopteri; Cypriniformes; Cyprinidae. The record is from RefSeq and is a predicted model, not a curated record. Gene Ontology annotation, cellular component: nucleus. Gene Ontology annotation, biological process: regulation of transcription by RNA polymerase II. Bases 186 to 3005 code for a protein of 939 amino acids. The transcript is spliced from 17 exons. Gene Ontology annotation, molecular function: RNA polymerase II cis-regulatory region sequence-specific DNA binding; DNA-binding transcription factor activity, RNA polymerase II-specific.